CUAAAGCUACAGUAUUCCUUUUUCCUAGGGAACCAACCAUCGGAGGGCGAUCUGCCCACCUGAACUUUCUUCAGUGUUCUUGGUGAAUUUGGAAAGAGGGAUUCUUGAGUACAAAUCCUCCAUAUAUGACACUUCUAUUCGAGGAGAACUGGACACCACCACUAUUUCAGCCAAAGAAUAUGCAAGUGUUCCUACAGCUUGGCCUUAGCCUUGUAUUGCUUGCAGCACAAUUCACAACUGGAAAUGCGGUUCCCAGUCCACAGUGCCGAAGGCAGUGUGGUGCUGUUGAGAUACCGUACCCAUUCGGCAUCGAUCCAAACUGCUCACUCGCAAGAGGUUUCGACAUCAGUUGCAAGGUCCAGAAUGGCAUCCCCAAGCCAUUCCGAGGCGACUUUGAGGUGCUUAGCAUUUCCUUGACUCAGGGCACGAUGCGGGUGCUCAAUUACAUUGUGGCCCAUUGUUACAACACCUCUACAAAUAGCAUGGAGUUUAUGGGCCGUUUCAAUGGGUACGUGGGCCGACCUUCCUCUCCGCUUCGUCUCUCCGAUGUCCAAAAUAGGUUCACGGUCAUUGGAUGCAAGGCCCUCUACUUGAUCUCCGAUGGCAACGGCACAGGCUACCAAGGUGUAGGCGUCUCAACAUGUCGCAACUUUUCAGACUUAGUAGAUGGGUCAUGCUCCGGCAUAGGAUGCUCCCAGACUAUGAUACCAAAGAUGAUGUACAACUAUGGCACAACUACCUCGGAUUUUUUCAACACAAGCCAAAUCUGGGAGUUUAACAGGUGCAGCUACGCUGUGCUAAUGGAGGCAGCAUCAUUCAACUUCAGCACCAUGUACGUAAACACCACCAAGUUCAAUGACACGAAUGAUGGGCGGGUACCCAUGGUCCUUGACUGGGCGAUAAGAGAUCAUAGGUGUGAUGUCGCCACGCAGAACAAGACAGGCACUUAUGCAUGCCUUAGCAGCAACAGUGUGUGCAUUGAUUCCCUCAAUGAUAAUGGAUACAUAUGCAACUGCUCCCAGGGAUACAAAGGCAACCCUUAUCUUCCAUAUGGCUGCCAAGAUGUUGAUGAAUGCAGCGACAAUCCAUGUCCUUCAGGCGGCUCUUGCCACAAUACGGUUGGAGGAUUUCGGUGUUCUUGUGGAGUAGGAAGAAAAUUGGAAAGCAAUACAUGCAAUCCUGAUACUGGCUUAAUAAUAGGAGUUACAAUGGGAUUAUUUGGUGUAAUGGUUAUCAUCAUGAUCGGUGUCUUCUGGGGACAAAUGAUAAUCCAAAAGAGAAAAUUGAACAAAGUUAGGCAGGACUAUUUUCAACAGCAUGGAGGCUUGCUUUUGUUUGACAUGAUGAAAUCAGAGAAAGGCCUUGCAUUCACGGUAUUUUCAGAAUCUGAACUCAUAGAAGCCAGUGACAACUUUGACAAUAGCAGAAUACUUGGAAAAGGAGGACACGGAACCGUCUACAAAGGAAUAAUAAAGAACAACAUGCCAGUUGCAAUUAAAAGAUGUGCAUUAGUUGACGAAAGGCAAAAGAAAGAAUUUGGCCAAGAGAUGCUCAUUUUGUCCCAAAUCAAUCACAAGAACAUCGUUAAGCUCCUGGGUUGUUGCCUUGAGGUGGAAGUUCCAAUUCUAGUCUAUGAGUUUGUCCCAAAUGGUACACUAUUUGAGCUUAUCCAUGGCAAGAACCAAGCAUUGCAAAUAUCCUUUAGCACUCUCUUAAGGAUUGCUCAUGAAGCAGCCGAAGGACUCAGCUUCCUACAUUCGUACGCGUCUCCCCCAAUAAUUCAUGGUGAUGUGAAAACUGCCAACAUCCUUCUUGAUGACAACUACAUGGCCAAAGUGUCAGACUUUGGAGCUUCCGUACUAGUCCCAUCUGACAAAGAGCAGUUUGUCACAAUGGUUCAAGGUACUUGCGGAUACCUUGAUCCUGAAUACAUGCAAACAUGCCAGUUAACAGACAAAAGCGAUGUGUACAGCUUCGGAGUUAUCCUUUUAGAGAUCCUCACUGGUCAGUUGCCACUGAAGCUCGAAGGGCCUGAGAAGCAAAGAAGCUUAUCGUUGAUUUUCUUAUCUGCUAUGAAGGAGAACAAUCUUGAUGCAGUGUUGGUGAGCCAUGUGAAAGGACAAGAGAGUAUGGAACUGUUGAGAGGACUCGCAGACCUAGCUAAAAGAUGCCUAGAUAUGUGUGGUGACAACAGGCCCUUAAUGAAAGAGGUCGCGGACGAGCUCAAUAGAUUGAGGAAACUUUCGAUGCAUCCUUGGGUACGGCUCGACGUGGAGACAGAUGCAGAAAGCCUUCUUGGAGAAGAAUCCACCAGUGGUUAUGACAUAGAAUUAAGUGGGUAUCCUAUGGGCGAAAGUGAGAACCAGCCAAUAAACCCAAGAAGUUCCUAUUAUGCAAGGUGAUUAAGAUACGCAUAAUAAGUAUAUUAAAUCGCUAAUUGCAGAUAAAAAGAA
Molecule: messenger RNA, 2453 nt
Organism: Lolium rigidum
Lineage: Eukaryota; Viridiplantae; Streptophyta; Magnoliopsida; Poales; Poaceae
Product: wall-associated receptor kinase 3-like
Exons: 4
Coding region: 126-2402 (758 amino acids)
Biological process (GO): cell surface receptor signaling pathway; protein phosphorylation
Cellular component (GO): plasma membrane
Molecular function (GO): protein serine/threonine kinase activity; ATP binding; polysaccharide binding
Source: RefSeq, a predicted model, not a curated record